AUGAGCGAUGUGCCGUCUGAAGUCGUGGAAGAAAUGCGGGAGCUUUGUGAAAGUGUACCAGGGCUGGAGGAGAGGUACAAACUUAUAGACAAGAUCGGAGAGGGCACAUUUUCGUCUGUAUACAAGGCAGAAGAUCGAAAUGGGACCACAACGAGUGGAUUUUCGAAUCAUUACUGGAACAAAGAUCAGAAAUACGUGGCGUUGAAACGUAUUUAUGUAACUUCAUCGCCCCAGAGAAUUUAUAACGAAUUGAAUCUGCUUUACAUGUUAUGUGGAUGCACACGCGUUGCGCCAUUGUGCGACGCGAUGAGAUUUCAGGAUCAAGUCGUUGCAGUGCUUCCAUGGUAUCCACACGAAGAGUUUAGAAAUUUUUACCGAGAUUUACCUAUUAAAGGUGUCAAGAAAUAUAUGUUUGAAAUGUUACAGGCGCUGAGUUUCGUGCAUUCGAAAGGCAUCAUGCAUCGCGAUAUCAAGCCCACCAAUUUUCUUUACAAUCCUCAAUUGGGUAGGGGCGUUUUGGUCGAUUUUGGACUCGCUGAAAUGGAACAGAGUCGACGCGUUGAAUCUAAUGGUGGGAAAGAUUUGCGUACGCUAGAGCAUUAUUGUCCGUGCACUCCAGGCGAUUCUCGCCAAAUGAGAGCCGAUCAACAAGCCCUGAGAGGUGCGACGACAGCGCCCAAGAGUGGGCAAAACAAUUUUGUUGAUUUGAGCCAGGGGUUUCCGAAACAUGAGACCAGAAGAAACAAAAGAGCCAAUAGAGCCGGAACACGCGGCUUUCGAGCACCUGAAGUUUUGCUCAAAUGUUCCAAUCAAAAUACUAAGAUUGAUAUAUGGUCGGUGGGCGUUAUUCUCUUGAGCUUUUUGUCGCGAAGAUUCCCAAUGUUCCAAAGUCUUGACGACACGGACUCGUUACUAGAACUCUGUUGCGUGUUCGGGUGGAAAAAGAUGAAAAAAUGUGCUGCAUUGCACGGACUGGGGUUCGAGGUGAGCGGCCUCGACAGAAUCAGCGAAGAUGGGUUUAAAGGUGGGAUUAGCGAAUUUGUGUACACCCUUCUUCAAGCAGAAAUCGAUGCCGGAACUUUUCCAGCCUACUCUGUUGCUUUCGACACGUUUGACUAUCUGCGACACAGCUAUUCCGGAAUGGGAAUAGCGCCAACCCUACCAGAAGCGAACAUAGACGGCGCGAAGUUGGCCAAACUAAAAAAAUAUCACGAAGAAUCAUGGAGCGAUCAUUAUUGGUGCUUCCACCUUUUGGAACAGUGUUUCAUGCUGGACCCACAUAAGAGGGGUACAGCCAAUGAGCUGUUGUCCACACCAUUUUUUGACGAGCUUUUAGACUCUGAUCGCACCGAAAACGAGGAUGAGGAUGAGGAUGAGGAUUUGAACGAGGAAGAAAGCGAAGACGACAACGAAGUUGCCCGCAUUGUAGAUAGCGACGGUGGCGCUUACGACUAA
Lachancea mirantina is the source of this 1455-nucleotide messenger RNA. The record is from the annotation of a GenBank genome assembly. NCBI's taxonomy places the organism in Eukaryota, Fungi, Ascomycota, Saccharomycetes, Saccharomycetales, Saccharomycetaceae.